CAAAACUGUAUCCCUACUUUCAUGUCAUAUGACCACACACACUCUCUUUGCUGUAUGAAUACCCCAGCAGCUGUGUGUGUGUGUGUGUGUGUGUGUGUGUGAGAGAGAGACAGAGAGCUUUGUCACUCAGCUGUUUUGUGUGUUUGUGUGUGAAGUGAGCUAAAAGGGGCCCUGAUACAAUGACCUGCUCUGACCAUGUGCUUUAGCUAUUGUCCAAACCACACACACACACACACACACACACACCAUCAUGGAGGGGCUUUGGAUCGCCGUGGCAACAUGCCUGCUCACCUCCCGUCCUGUCAGAGGUGAUGAAUGGAGGAAGGAAUAUGAGGAAGGACUUGGUUAUUACAGCGAGGAAGCUCUGAGGAAGAAGCAUCCUGAGAAGAGCAGACCUGUGAGUUUUAAACAUCCUCCGUUCCUCUGUCCAGACAUGAUGCCUUCAUCGUCCACUCCCACCUCAGUUGAGGUGGUGAAAGCAGCAGAUAUUAAGGUGAUUGCAGCUCUGGGAGAUUCUCUGACGACGGCUAUCGGGGCGAACGCCACCACAGUGUUGGGAAUCCCCAUCGAAUACCGUCCCGUCUCCUGGAGCAUCGGCGGAUAUGGAACAUUCCAGAACGUCAUCACACUCGCAAACAUCCUCAGACUCUUUAACCCGGAUCUAGUGGGUCCGUCUCGGAGCAGAACCGUCCACGGAACCCGAGCUCCUCUCACAGACACGGGGUUGAAUCUGGCCGUGACUGGACACAACACCUUUAAUCUUCCUGGACAAACUCGGCAUUUGAUCGACACCAUGAAGAUGUUUGAGGACGUUAACUUUGAUGAAGACUGGAAACUGCUGACCAUUCUCAUCGGCAUGAACGAUAUCUGUGACUACUGCAAGGACAAGUCCCUGUUUUCAGUGGAGAACUUCAUCCACUACAUGACCACCUCCCUGGAGAUGCUGAUGAAUGAGGUUCCUCGUAUGAUCGUGAAUGUGGUUCAGAUUUUACCCAUGGAGGCUCUGAGGGAGGUGCAGAAGCCCACGCCUGGGUGUCUACUGCAGAGGUCCUUCUGCUCGUGUCUGGUGAAGCCCGCCUCGGAUUCUACCGAACUCAAAGAGCUGAUCGAAGUCAACCUUCAGUUCCAGAAUGCCCUGGAGCAGCUUCUCCAUACAGAUCGCUUCUUUAAACGCGACUUCGCUGUGGUUCUUCAGCCGUUUCUGAAGCACGCAGAUCCUCCACGACUUCCUAACGGGAAGAUUGACAUGAGCUUCUUCACACCAGACUGUUUCCACUUCACCAUAAAGGGACAUGAAGAGCUGGCCAAGGGUCUGUGGAACAACAUGUUCCAGCCUGAAGGGGAGAAGUUUAUGGUGGAGAGUUUUUCAACCCCGAUUCAGCUCAUGUGUCCUCCUGUGGACCAUCCGUACAUCUUCACCAAGCCAAGUGCCGCGAGGAGUUCAGCAGGAGCUCGGUUCUCCGCGCUGCUCCUCCACUCCACGCUCACUUCAUUCCUUUUCUUCUGCUAGACCUGGACUCUCACCUGCACACAGAGCAGCUUCAUAUCCACUCAGUGUGACUGUGAUUAGAUUUAGGGUAAUAAAAUCAGACAGGGACGGAGGUGCGAGGACGGAGACAGACAGAGGAAGGGCGUUCUACAGUCUCGAGGCCGUUAGGAAAAAAACAUAUCUGAGAGGAAGUGAUGAGAACAGAAGACCAGAGAGAACACGCAGGUGAACAGGAAGAAGGCUAGAGAAGUGGGCGGAGCCAAGACCAUGCAGUAAAGUCUUGUUAUGACUUGCAUAGAAAUCUUUAUAAAAUAAUAACAGUGUUCUAGAUUUAUUUAGAGUUCUAUCUAGAGUUCCAUCACGUUGGCUAACGAUAUCCAGCGUUACCCACAAUGCCGUUCGACUACCUGCUGAUAGCAGUGGGAUUUAGCUCUGUUCCUAGAGAGAUAUGCGGCGGCACUUUAGUCUGUAAGUUUUCAUGCUAAUAUCACCUUCAACACCAUCUCCUACACCGCUAACUAACUACUGACUUCAUCGUACAGCUGCAUUGCAUCCUGGGAACGGUGAAACCUCAGCGUUAACACUUUAUACUUAGCUAGCAAUAAUAUUAGCAUUGUCUCUGUGAGGAAAAUGCAGAACAACCAAGAAAUCAGAUCCAGAAGCACAGAACACACAUGCAGAAAUAUUUUAGUAUAAAUAUAUGUACAGUGGGCGGAGUUUAACUUUAAGAACUUUAAGAAAGUCUUUCAGACUUUUAGUGAGUGCGGUUGCUGAACUUAAGAGUGAUGUGUGAGACACGUGUGAGAGGAAAAAAUGAAGGAUAGCAUGACACGGUUUCCCUGUAUGAAGCUCAUCGGGUUUAAAAAAAUGAAGAUCAUGGGAAGAUGGCGUCCUCUGAGCCGCUGACCUGAUCCACCUGACCUGAUCCACCUGAGCAGAUAUGCGCAGAUAUGAGCAGAGCGGUCAGCGGACUGACCCACACACUAACGAUCCUCUGAGUGAUUUAUCAGGUGAAGGUAAUUGUGUGAGCUCUGGUGGACACGGACAGCCCGAGGUGAGCCUGAAACCUGGUUAGUGGUCAGCGGUCAGAGGAGUGAAGUGUCCAGAUUGCAGUAAUGUGAUUCCUGAAAUGUCGCAGCCCGAAACCUGAUGUUUAUUUCUUUUGUCUUUCAAUAAAGCUCUUUUUUUCCGCACGCAGCUCCUCCUCAGUGCUAUCUUUCUGCACUAACUGAUUUACUCUUUCUCAUCAGACAACAACUGUACUGUAUUUGAUAUUUUAUUUUAUUUUCUAU
Messenger RNA from Hemibagrus wyckioides, 2781 nucleotides. Its product is annotated as phospholipase B1, membrane-associated. The transcript is spliced from 16 exons. Gene Ontology annotation, cellular component: brush border membrane. The record is from RefSeq and is a predicted model, not a curated record. Gene Ontology annotation, biological process: phospholipid metabolic process. NCBI's taxonomy places the organism in Eukaryota, Metazoa, Chordata, Actinopteri, Siluriformes, Bagridae. The coding region runs from base 251 to 1510 and encodes 419 amino acids. Gene Ontology annotation, molecular function: A2-type glycerophospholipase activity; retinyl-palmitate esterase activity; phosphatidylcholine lysophospholipase A1 activity.